Paramecium pentaurelia is the source of this 2171-nucleotide messenger RNA. The record is from the annotation of a GenBank genome assembly. NCBI's taxonomy places the organism in Eukaryota, Ciliophora, Oligohymenophorea, Peniculida, Parameciidae.
AUGUUUCUGUGUUUUAUUAAUCAAGUGUUAGGAGCCGAAGUGUUAUUUGCAUCCUCGUUUACAACAAAUGAUUUUACUACAAAUGAAGGUAGAUGAUCAUUUUUGAUUAUUAGGAUGGAUGGUUUAUUCAAGAAAUCAUAAUGAUUUUGGGAUAGAAGCUUAUGAUAAUUAAAAUUAUAUAGGACUGAAUGUUUUAUCAGGAUGGUAAUUAAAAGGGGAUGGAAUUACUAAAGUGUUUUAUUCACUACCACCUCAUUAUGCUAUUAGAGUUAAAGGGACUAUAUUAAUGUAUUUGCAUAUAUUAUGAAAGUAAAAUAAUUUCCUCCUUUGAUUACACUGAAGGAGUAAUGAAAAUUGAUGGCAAAACAUCUGCAUUGAAAUCAUUAGUAUCAUAUCUGAAUUAAAAAGUUGGAAGGUAAAUAUAUUAGAAAAGUUAUUUCGAUAAUUAUGAGUUUCAUUAUGCUACUUCUGUGUACAUUUAAGUGUAUUUUGGAUAAAGUUAUCCAACUGAUGAUUUAUCUCUUGGUUUUAGAGAUUUUUACUUAUAUGUUUUAACAUGUCCAAAUGGAUGUGAUUCAUGUGAUAAUGCAGUUGUUUGUAAUGAUUGGAAACUGUAAUAUAGAUCAUUAAUAAAUUAAUAAUUUUUGACUUUUGACACAGAAGGAUGGUAUAUGAGUGCUAAAUUUAACAAUUUAGAUAAAAAUUCUUAUAUUUCAAUAAAAAGAUGUUAAUGUAAGAAAUGAAAUUAACAUUAUUUAGAUUAAAGCAUUGAUAUUCUUUUCUUUGGUUUGGGUAGAUUAAAUUAAUAAUUUCAGAAAACAAUAUAAUUACCUCUACAUUAUAAAGUUAAGAUUUCCUAUUUCUAGUUAUUAUACAAUAUUUUGUCACAAUAUAAAUAUAAUUGGAUGGCAGAAGUUGAUGGAAAUAUAAUAAUCACAUCAACAUUUGGAGUAAAAACAACAUUACCACCUCAUAUUUGUGGAUAUGAUAACGAUCCUGAAUAAAUUUCUGGAGAAAUUCUAGAAAAUGUUAGUUUUGAAGCAAGUCAUAACAAAUAAUUUUUAAAUUUUGCUACUUAUCCUACUGAUUAUAUAUUUAGUGAUUAAUCAAUAAGAUGGGGAAUACGAGAUUUUGAAAUUUAUAUCAAACCAUGUCAUAGUUCCUGUAUAUAUUCUUGCAAAGGACCAGGUCCAUCAGGUUGUUAAGAUGAUAUUCUUUAUACAUAAUAACUAUUCUAUUCAAUUUUUACAGAAACAACUUUUACAAAUAAUGAUGGUUGGCAAAUGAUUCAACCAACUCAAUUAUCUACUUUAAGAUGUAUGGAAAGUCUAGUAUCAACUACUACUAAAUUCUUUUAAGGAAAUAAUCACUUUUAAAAAGUAUUUUAUCUUACAUAACCUCAUACUACAAUUUCAAUAUCAUUUACUCUAUUUUAAAUAGAUAAAUUUACAGGAGAAAAACUCUUUGUAUUAGUAGAUGAUGUUGAAGUUAGAUAAGUGUCUUUACCUGCUGUAACAAUUAGUGAUGGACUACCUUUAUGUAGUGUUGAUGAUGAUUAUGAUAAAAGAAUAAUAGUUAAUAUUACUAAUAUUGCACAUUCAUAAAAUACACUUAUUGUACAAAUGUACACAAAUUAAAUUGUAACAGCUACUGGAUUUUGGGGAAUAAGAAAUUUUGUAUUAACACUUGAUAGGAGAGUAAUUUCUACUGAAUUUGCUAGUUUGAAUUUAGUUAGUGAUGACUGGAAAGAUUGGGUAUAUACACCAACAACAUUUUCAUUAUCUCUUUGUUCUUCUAAAACCUUAUUUGGAGGUGUUUCAUAAUUAGAUUAAACAUCAAGUCUUAGAAAAAUCAUUAAAAAUAUUCCUCAACAUGAAAAGAUUAAAAUUGAAUUCAAAAUUAUUGUUAAAGCACCAGCAAAUGAAGAUAUUUAACUUACUUUUUCUAUUGAUGGAAAGCAAGUUUUUCUAAGAUAUAUAAAAACAUAAACAAUGUUAUAUUGUGAUGCAUCAACUAAUAGUAACAUUUUUACAAUUGAAGAAAUAUACGAACAUUCAAAUUCUUAAAUAUUUUUGUAAAUUUCAACUAGCAAUUCUAAUAGUAUUGUUUAUACAUGGGGUAUAAGAGACUUUAAAUUAAGUCAUUAUUAAAGAUACAUCUAUUCUGGUUGA